AGAAAACAAACAUGUAUUUUUUGAUCAAAAAAGAAUUUUAUGAUAAUACUAUUUACGAAGAAAAUAUUUUACCAGGGGAACGUGAAGGAACUAAUACAGAAACUAGAAUGCACAUGAGGAACAAACGUGAGAACAGGAAACGAGGAAAUAUUAAAGUAAGCGAUAUUAAAAAAGAAGGAAUGGAGAUAAACAGGACAAUGGUGAAUAGCGAUAUCUUUCAAGCUCUUUUCCCUAUUUAUCAUAUCAGCAAGGCGUGUGGUUUGCUUCCAGUUCGUUUCACGAAACAACCUCAUGGCCGAUACCAAGGUCGUUUGCAAAUGUUUGAUGUAAUUUACUGCAUAUUUCUUCUUGGAGUUAUCAUGGGUUUAGAAGCUUGGGGUCUAUGGCGAGAAAUGAGAGAUGGCUGGGAAAAUAGCACCAGGCUAAAAUCUCGUUCAGCCGUAAUACCAACUUGUAGUGAUAUUCUUGGAGUAAUAAUAUUGGCUAUUAUUGCUGUAUUAGGUUCGCCAUUUCGUUGGAAACACGGGCAGAUUGUUCUUAAUAACUUGGCCGAGAUCGACGAAACGUUGGGUAUCGUUGCACCGAAGAAAACUCGUAGAUGUAGCAUUGUCUUAGUUACUUGUGCUCUUACCUAUCUUGUUAUAUUAUCGAGUCUCGACAUAUGUUGGUGGGAUCGCGAUUCGAAAGCAAAUAAAAAAAUGAAGGACAAGGGUGCGAUAAACUACUUGCCAAUUUAUAUCAUGUAUAUGAUCAUCAUUAUAUUGGAAAUCCAAUAUAGUCUUAUCACAUAUAACGUAUAUCAGAGAUUUGUGAGGCUUAACAAAUGUCUUGAAAGUAUCUUAAAGACGGGCAAGGUGACCGAUCAUUUUAGAAAAGAUCUUGGCUUGGCCGGCGAUUUUAAAACUCGAGAACAACCAGCUUCGUACAUUCGUAUAUCCAAGCCCUUAGAAUGGUAUCCUGUUGGAUUUGAAACGAAGAAUUUUGCAAAUAAUAUAGCUCAACUCGUGACGGUGCACUCGUCUCUAUGCGACACGGUUUCAUCUAUAAAUAAUGCCUUCGGUGUCGUCAUGGUAGUAGUCACUCUCACCUGCCUCUUGCAUCUGAUUAUUACACCCUAUUUUCUAAUAGAAGAAGUCAAUGGAAAUCGUCAAUGGUUGUCCCUUAUAGUUCAGACCGCAUGGUGCAUCUUACAUGUCACGAGAAUGCUUAUAAUCAUACAACCUACUUAUUCCACUGUCAUUCAGGCAAAAAAGACGGCUAUUCUCGUUAGCCAACUGCUUUCUUCUAAUCCAAAUGUGGAAUGUAGAAGACAUUUGGAAGUUUUUUCGCUUCAAAUACUACAUCGACCUUUGGACUUUACUGCUUGUGGACUUUUCUCUUUAGAUAGAUCUCUCGUUACAUCGAUUGCCGGCGCGGUAACGACGUAUCUCGUAAUUCUCAUACAAUUUCAAAAAGAAGACACUACGAAGGACGAUGUUGAUAACAUUUUGAAAAAUGCUACGCAAAUUUUGAAAAAUGCCUCGUCUCUCCACAAUCUCACAUCGAUCAAACAUAAUUCAUAA
Vespula pensylvanica (western yellowjacket) is the source of this 1562-nucleotide messenger RNA. Its product is annotated as gustatory receptor for sugar taste 43a-like. Lineage: Eukaryota; Metazoa; Arthropoda; Insecta; Hymenoptera; Vespidae. Gene Ontology annotation, cellular component: axon; neuronal cell body; membrane. Bases 12 to 1562 code for a protein of 516 amino acids. Gene Ontology annotation, biological process: sensory perception of taste. The transcript is spliced from 8 exons. The record is from RefSeq and is a predicted model, not a curated record.